Messenger RNA from Solanum tuberosum (potato), 5901 nucleotides. RefSeq lists its product as uncharacterized. The transcript is spliced from 2 exons. The coding region runs from base 859 to 2115 and encodes 418 amino acids. Gene Ontology annotation, molecular function: transcription coactivator activity. The record is from RefSeq and is a predicted model, not a curated record. Gene Ontology annotation, biological process: regulation of transcription by RNA polymerase II. NCBI's taxonomy places the organism in Eukaryota, Viridiplantae, Streptophyta, Magnoliopsida, Solanales, Solanaceae. Gene Ontology annotation, cellular component: SAGA complex.
UCUGAUCAGACACAAAAACGAAAAAAGAGUCUCGAUUUACAGAGAGAGAGAGAGAGGGGGAAGGGGGAGAGAUCAGAGAGUGUGUGUAGAAGGUGGGUCUUCUUAUUUUUCUGGUUUAGUACAGUGAUUUUUGGGGAAGAGAAAGAUAGCUGCGGAGAAGAAUUGAAAUGCGAAGCAAUUUGAAUGGAAGAAGAAGCUUUAUGGGUUCGUAUAUGAACAAGUAAGAGUUGAAAAAACAUUUGGGUUUUCUCUCUACUUUCUGAAUCUGAAUUUUGAAUUAAGUUUGGUGUCGUUGGGUUCUGUAUAUUUUUCUAAUUUCACUCUUCUUUCGAGCUUAAAAAUCUUUUCUUUAAUCCCAAUUUCGUAUGGGGAUAUAUUUGAACUUGAAGUGGGUAGCUUAAAGCUUUACUUUUUUGGCAACGGGUGGCAUUUUCUGUCUGCUUUAGGUUUUGCCCUGUAAUUUUGCAAGGCAAUUUGAACUUAUUGAAUUGGGGAUUGGGGAUUGAGGGUUUUCUUGAGCUGCGAUUUUGAUUGGUUCGAACAUUGGACUGAGAAAGAAUUUGAAAAUUUUCGAGUUUUGGAGGGAGAGUUAGUUGAGAAUUAUGGAUCUCUAGCUGGGGUGUCAACCCCUUUAAUAGUUAUACUGUUGUAAGUUGGAAUUUUGGAUAUGGGUUUUGAUUCAGCAUUGCUUGAAUUGCUGUUGGAAGAGUACAAUCUUGUUUCCACUAUGGGUUUUUGGAAUUGGGGAAAACCCUAAUUUAGUGGGGGAUUUGGAUUACUGACUUCUUGUGUUACUUGAAAAUAGUGGAAACUUUGUAAUCUUUGCUUGUUGUGUAUAGACUUUAUGUGUUGACAGAGAUGCAGCCGCCACAUCAGCAUUCGCGAAUCAAUCUUGUUGAACUGAAAGCUCAGAUAGUGAGGAAACUUGGACCUGAGAGGUCUAAACAGUACUUUUAUUACUUAAAUAGGUUAUUGAGUUUGAAAAUAAGCAAGGUUGAGUUCAAUAACCUUUGUCUUAGGAUAUUGGGUAGAGAGAAUAUUACAUUGCAUAAUCAGUUCAUUCGUUCCAUUUUGAGAAAUGCUUGCAGCGCAAAAGUUCCACCGCCAACUCAUGAGACUGAUGUUUCGAAGCCUGGUGCAGCAGUUGGCAGUAAUGAGCCCCUAAGUGAUGCUUAUGAGCAAAAUGGAUCACAUGUUUCCUCAAGCCAGGCUUCAAGUCAACCAGGUUUGUCUAAUGGAGAUAUUCUCCCAUUAUCUCCUCGAAAGGUUAGAACAGGCUAUCGUGAUCGUAGGACUGGGGAUCGUUGUAGUGCGCUUAGUCAAAAUGGGAAGACCAAUUUCACUUUUCAACAACCGACAGCAACAGAAUCAAGUUUCGAUGUUAUGGAAAAUGGGGAUAUCAAUCCCUCUGAUUCACGGAGGGCUGUGCAGCAUUAUCAAGGACUCUUGCAGCAGACUGAUGAUGAAAGGGAGGCAUCUGGUCAAGAAACUGGUAGAUUUUCUGUAAUAAAGGGAUCACAGGAAGGUCCAGCUUCAGUAUAUAACAAAGUCCAUGUUAGAGAUGACGGGAAAGAGAUGCAUGCAAGGAGUCAGCUUCAAGCUCCACUUGGGGUUCCAUUUUGCCCUGUUAGUGUUGGUGGAGCACGUAAAGCAUUGCCUUUGGCAACAAAUAGUAAAUGUGUUACCUCUUCUAGUUAUGGUGCUUUGUUGGAUAGUGUAUCACUGAAGGAACGCAUGGAGCAGAUUGCUGCAGAACAAGGCCUUGAAGGAGUGGCCAUCAGUUGUGCCAACUUGUUGAACAAUGGAUUAGAUUCUUACUUAAGAGGUUUAAUUCGAUCUUGUGUUCGACUUGUUGGGGCAAGGUCAGGGCACGAGCCUGUAAGAAACAACACCAAAAAGCAGCAGACCCAUGUGAAGCUCGUCAAUGGCCUUAGACCCGGUCUUCAUUCUCAGAUAAGUACUGGUAGACCUUCAGAAGUCAUGCAAGAACAUGCUCCCAAUAACUUGAUAUCAUUGCAAGAUUUUAGGGUUGCCAUGGAACUGAACUCCCGGCAACUUGGCGAAGACUGGCCAUUGCUUCUAGAAAAAAUUUGUUCACGCGCUUUUGAAGAAUAAGCCAUACGUGAACUUUGUUAUCUUCUCAAAGUUUCUGCGCAGCUGCAACAUUACAGCUUUUUUGGCCCUUUUGAAUCAGUCAACAACUCUUUUGGUUAAUGUUGUCUCUUGAAGAUGAUAUGCAUGGAGCCCGGAUAUUUAUCUCACCUACUACAGGGCUUAACUUUGCCAAGAGAGUCUACAUUUCUUAGCAACCACUGAAAGGGACUUGAAGAAAGAAACACCCACGUCGGUUGUGCUGUUGUAUGAUUAGCAUAAUUAUUUUUUGGAUAUUUACCGCAUUCUCCCUCCUGUAAUUUAAAGUAAAGAGCAAAUUUGGCACAAGUUUUGCAGGAAUAAUUGUGUAGCCUAGGACUUCAGUAGAAAGGUGAAACUAGAUAAUGCAAGAAUUGCUGUGUAUCUUCAACAUCAAGAUUGAUUGAACUUCAAUAUUAACAACACGUUUUCACCAGUAGGUUUACAUCUUAUGAUUUUUAUUUCUAGAUUAAUGUUCAUUGGGUCUAUGGCCCGCUUUUGUAUUUCAUGUUUCCUUACUGUGUUAAUUGUAUAUCCAGAAGAGUUUCAUUAUUUGAUUCUCUCAUAAGCCAUGAUGCUAAAUGUAAAGUGGUUAUUAAAUUGUUGAUAUUCCGUGAUCUAUUAUAGUCUGCACUGAGCGAAUUGUCACUGGUGUGUUAUGUAGAACAUGCUUAAUAGGAUCAAAGAAAUCAUGAUAUAUAUCUUAACUCAGACAUCCAUUUCAAUUGCAUAUCCCAUUUUGCAUAGCAGGGUUAUGAAAAUCCACAAGAAGCGACUGGGGUUAUCAUAUGUGCCAAUUUCCAUUUAGCUAAUAUGCCUAAUUUUAGGAUGACUGACCCUUUUAGUCUAGUUCAUAUAAUUUUUCUCUCAGGAGCUAGAGGAAAUGCAUAUCAGGUACAUCAAUUAUUAGGUAUGCCCACUUUUUGACUUACUGAUAAUAAUGUUAUUAUUUUGUGCUGCUUAACUAACUUGCAGUGAUUUGGCAGAUGUUCAAGAUUCCUUUUUUCCCCAUUGCCUCAAAAUUUGGUAUGAGUUCAAUUAAGUUCCUGCAAUAUACUGCUGCUUCAUUUAGUCAUUUCUUUUUUCCCAGAAAGAUUUGAAAAUACUUUGUUUUAUUCAUUAUGUUCAUUGACCAAGUUUACUUACUUCCGUGGUCUGAUUUUUUUCUUGCUCUAGAUGGUCAAUCUUUUUUUUGUUUUUUAAACAAAAGUAAAUUUAGUUCAUGCACUAGGUAGUCAAUGUUAAAGCAUGAAUGGUUUAAUGUGCAUUUCUUCAUGAUAUUCGGUGUAUUUAUCACUUGGUUAUAUUAUUUUCUGGCUUAUUUGGGUUUCAUUGAGGCGUAGUUGCUGCUAUAUUCAAAGUGGCCGAUUUUGUCAGAGAAUCAGACAGUUGAGCUGGUCUAAAAGAUGAGUUCAAAUCCUUAACAUAAAAAAAGAAAAGAAAGAAAUGAGCUAGUUCCCAUCCUGAGCUGGAAGAUGAAGUGACCCCAUUCAAAGAAAUGUGGUAGUGGUGGACAGGUGGAGUGCCUAGAAUGGAAGUUAGAACAACAUACAGGUAAAUUUUGUUCUGAAGAUGGAGUAAAAGUUGGAAAUAGAGCAGAAAAUUGCUGAUGAUUUUUCUUCCCAAGACAAACUUUACCUACCGGAAAUUAGAAAAAGGUCAGAAGAAAGUUGAUCUUUUUCCUUAUCUCCCUACCUAUAUGUCUUUUAGCUCCGAGUACUUGAAUUUUUCUUUUAAGAAAAUGUCUCUUUUUCGACCACUUGAAUUUUCUUUUAAGAACUGAACACAUGCAUAUCUUCUCUGGAAGCUGAUAUUUUUGUUUUUUAUGUAUCUGGCUGUAUUGUAAGUUUCUCUUCCUUAUUGAUUGGCUCUGUCUUUAAGAUUAUGCGGUUCAUGUGAUAUCUCUAUGUACUUGUCCUAAUACAACUUGAACUUAUUCUUGAUAGAAGUAUUGCAAAAUUAUAGGAUCUGGAUAUUUGAAGUUUUACCAAUCUGCCUGCUAAUGAUCAUCCACUAUUGCUGUUGUGUCUUCUGUGCAUUUCCAAGUUAAAGGAUUUGUUGUCAAAUUCCAUUUCGUUCUGCAAUAAUUGAUUCAAUUACUAAUCAUAGUCUUCAAUAUCUUAUGCUCCUUUUUGUAAGAGAUUUGCAGUCACCCAGUAAUUCUAGAAGAAAUUUGAUUUGGGGUAGCAUAGCUAGUGGUAGAGCUAUUCCAGCAUGCCAGGUCUUUGGUUGAUCAUGGAAAAUUUCCAUUUGAGAGCUAUUCCAGCACGCCAAUAGGUCUUUUGUUGAUCACGCCAAUAAGAAUAAUUGCCAGAGUUGGUCAGUGACUCCACAGUGCAAUAAAAGGUGACUGUUUUUCUCUGGUCCUUCCAACACAAAUAACAUCUUGAACCUAGCUUAAUCCUCCUCCUCUUCAAAUUAUCUUGGGUCAGACAGGCUUCUUUGACAACAAGCCAAACAAAACAAGCCACUGUUUAAGGAAUUUCCAGUCUUCAUGUGUUCCAAAAUCCAAGAAUUAACUUGUUCUCCUAAUACAAGUGAGUGCAUAAUAGGUAGAUUUAAUUGUAUAGUUGCCUUUGCUAUGCCCUCUGCCAUGACAAUAUGUCCUCAUGUUUAUAAAUGCAUUUUAAUUGAUCCAUUACUCUUACAAAAUUUAGCUACUCUGUUGAUUUCUCAAUCAAUUGGUAGUGUUCUAAAGCUCAGGUUUAAUCACUGUUGACCUCAUAGUUUGCUAACAGCUGUCCCCUUGUUACUGACAGGUUGAAGAUGUAUGGGGAUAAUGCUUUAGAGACCCUUCCCAUUCCUCACUUUAAGACUGGUUGGCACUGAAGGAGGGCUAAAAAGCUCUGUUUGACCUCUAUAUACUAAACCCAGAUAGUGUAGUUACCCCUAUUUUAAAAAGAGUCAACCCGGUGCAAUAAGCUGGGCUAUACGCAGGGUCUGGGGAAGGGCAGGACCAUAAGGGUCUAUUGUACGCAGCCUUACCCUGUAUUUCUGCAAGAGGUUGUUUCCACAGCUCGAACCCGUGACCUCCUGGUCACAUGACAACAACUUUAUAGGCUCCCCUUCUAAUCUGAGACAAAACUUCAGGUGAGUGGGUGUUCUCCAGUAUAGAUUACAUCCCCUUUCUGCACCUUCCUGUCCCAUAAUAUAAAAAUUCCCUGAUCUACCAUUUGCCUCUAAAAAUCUGGGCACUGUCUCAGAGGGAGGCUCGGUGAAAUAGACAUGUCUGUGAAGAUGCAGGCUACCUGCACCUGCACUGAAAGACCCUAUGAAGCUUCACUGUUCCCUGGGAUUGGCUUUGGGGAUUUCCUGCACAGCUUAGGUGGAAGGUGAACAAGGCAUCCUUCCGGGGUGGGGAUGGGGGGGAGCCAUCAGUGAGAUACCACUCUGGAAGGGCUAGAAUUCUAACCUUGUGUCAGGACCUACAGACCAAGGGACAGUCUCAGGUAGACAGUUUCUAUGGGGCUUAGUCCUCCCAAAAGGUAACGGAGGCUUGCAAAGGUUUCCUCGGGCCGUCCAAUCUUUUGAUUAAGGGGGAUGAGCCAUCUGCUAAGGAUUACCUUAAGGCUAGUAAUAAACUCACUUCCGAUGAGCAGGAAUGUGUUUGCCCACAUAUCUUUAACAAAAGGUUCGAUAUUUCCUUCUAGCUUUGUUUCCUAAAAGCAGUAGAUGUUUGCUUUCCAUUGUGAGCUAAACUUUUCUUCACCCUUCUUUUUUGUCCUGCUAUUUGGCCCCUUUCCGUUCCAUGUGAUGAUGUUCAGCUUCAUG